Molecule: messenger RNA, 417 nt
Organism: Echinostoma caproni
Lineage: Eukaryota; Metazoa; Platyhelminthes; Trematoda; Plagiorchiida; Echinostomatidae
Source: the annotation of a GenBank genome assembly
GCUUCUCAAUUGGCCAUUCAACUGCAUAAACCAUUUGUUUUGCAGACAGAAAAUUGUUUUUCCCUUGGCUGGGGAGCUAGAAUUCGUGGUUUCAUCAUUUGUUUCGUAGUCGGAAUUGUUUUAUCGCUAUUGGUAAGUCGUUUUGUUUGCGAAUUCUGGCUUACAAUCCCCAUCGGCUGUAGGGCUCAUUGUUCUUUUGGAUUCCCUACACUAUUUCUCAUGGGCCCUUUGAACCAAUUGAAGCGUAUGUUCGAGGAGACACGCAUUUUUGCUGCUGUUAUCAUGCUGGUGUUUAUGAUACUGACCAUUUGUUCGGUUGUUCUGUGGAAAAAUAAGCUGCUAUGUCUUAUAUUUUGCAUCUGUCAGUCGCUGUCGCUGACCUGGUAUUCCCUGUCAUACAUACCCUACGCGCGGUAA